GCGGCCGCGGCCGCCCGGGGCUCAGCCGGGCUCCCCGCGCCCAGACGGCAGCUGGGCUCCGCCGGCAACCCUGACCUGGGCUGCCGCGGCGCGGGCAAGGCGGCAGCACCGCUAUGGUGGACUGAGACCCGGCCUCGGAGGAGGGCUUUCCAAGGCUCCGGCUCCCGGCCCGUCGCGUGCCCCCUCGCCCCCGCGCCCGGCCCCUUCCCCCCGGCUCGGGUGGGGGCUUUUCCCGCUUCCCGUCUUUCUUUCUGUCCCUAUGGAGCUGCUACCCUUGCCGGCCGACCAUGCCUAGGAAAGUGGGGAAUGGGCAGCUCCCCUUACCCGAUGGCUGGGAGGAGGCGAGGGAUUACGACGGCAAAGUCUUCUAUAUCGACCACAACACCAAGCAGACCAGCUGGAUCGACCCCCGGGACAGAUUAACAAAGCCCUUGUCAUUUGCGGAUUGUGUUGGGGACGAACUGCCAUGGGGAUGGGAAGCCACCUAUGAUCCUCAGAUUGGUGUGUACUAUAUUGAUCACAUCAACCAAACAACACAAAUCGAAGAUCCCAGGAAACAAUGGAGGCAAGAACAAGAAAGAAUGUUAAAAGAUUAUCUUAUGAUAGCCCAGGAUGCUCUCAGUACUCAGAAAGAACUGUACCAGGUGAAAGAACAGAGGCUAGCACUUGCACUGGAUGAGUAUGUUCGGUUGAAUGAUGCCUACAAAGAAAAAUCAAGCUCUCGUACAAGCUUGUUCUCAGGGUCCUCAUCAAGCACAAAGUACGAUCCUGACAUUCUGAAGGCUGAAAUCUCCACUACAAGAUUAAGGGUUAAGAAGCUGAAGAGGGAACUGUCUCAGAUGAAGCAAGAGCUACUGUACAAGGAGCAGGGCUUUGAAACACUGCAACAAAUUGACCAAAAAAUGUCUGGAGGCCAGAGCGGGUAUGAACUGUGUGAGGCCAAAGCCAUCCUGAGUGAACUGAAGUCCAUCAGAAAGGCAAUAAGUUCAGGGGAAAGAGAAAAACAAGAUUUAAUGAAGAGUCUUGCAAAGUUGAGAGAGAAGUUCAAUCUUGACCAGACUGUUGAGACAUCUGAACCAGACUUGAGUUCCAGAUCUGUAAAUUCCCAGCUGUGUUUUUCUAGACAAACUCUGGAUACAGGGUCUCAGACUGACAUUUCUGGUGAGGUUGGAGCAAGAAGUAGAUCAAACAUAGCAGAGAAGGUCAGACUAAGCCUUCAGUACGCCGAGGCCAAGCGCAGCAUGGCUAACUUGAAGAUUGAACUGUCUAAGCUAGAUAGUGAAGCCUGGCCUGGGGCACUGGAUGUGGAAAAGGAAAAACUGAUGUUAAUCAAUGAAAAAGAAGAGCUUUUAAAGGAACUCCAGUUUAUUACACCACGCAAACGUACUCAAGAUGAGCUAGAGCAGCUAGAAGCAGAAAGAAAGAGGCUUGAAGAAGAGCUGCUGUCUGUAAAAAGCACUCCCAGUCAAGCACUUGCUGAAAGAUUGAAAUUGGAGGAAAGAAGAAAAGAGUUGGUACGGAAACUUGAAGAAACUACGAAGUUAACUACUUUUUUGCAUUCACAGCUUAGGAGCCUCUCAGCUAGUACCUUAUCUGUGUCUUCAGGGAGCAGUUUGGGAUCUCUGGCAUCCAGCCGGGGAUCUCUGAAUACGUCCAGCAGAGGGUCGCUAAACUCGCUCAGCUCCACGGAACUCUACUAUAACCAAGGCGAUCAAAUAGCAGAUUUGGACUAUCAGUAUAAGCUGGACUUCAUAUUGCAAGAAAAAAGUGGUUACGUUCCUUCAGGGCCUAUCACUACUAUUCAUGAAAAUGAAGUGGUCAGUUCCCACGGGAGACUGAGUUACAGUGACUCUCCUUCGGCUGCAGAUCAUCCCAAAUUGACUGAACCUCCCAAAUCUGUGACUUCACUGUCUUCCAGAUCCUCUCUGUCCUCCUUGUCACCCCCAGGCUCCCCUUUGGUUCUAGAAGCUGCAUUUUCAGUGUCGGCACAAGAUUCCCCUCUGCAUCAUCUCACUACAGACUUUGAAGACUGUGACCUUUCGGGUGAUUUUGCAGGCAUUAGUCUCUGUGAGAACCAAAUACUAUUGGACUCUGAAGUUAGGGCAGGAUCUCGGAUUCCUACAGGUGAUAAAGAUCUUAGUGAAGGCAUUAGGCAGCCUCUGCCUUCUCUACAUGAAGGAAGUUCAGGUGUUGACUUACCAAGAACAAGAGCUGGUCACCUGCUUGAGGAGAAAACAGCUUGUGUGUCUGCUGCUGUGUCUGAUGAGUCGGUAGCUGGAGAUAGUGGUGUAUAUGAAGCUUCUGUCAAACAACCAAAUGAAACUGAGGACAUUGCCUACGGUGAGGAUGACGCAACAACUCUAGAGGCUGCCCAGGUACAAAUAGGACUCAGAUACGACCACAGCAAUUCAAGUUUUGUGAUAAUCAUAGCACGGCUCAAAAAUCUUCCAGCAUUUUCUGUCCCCCUUGGCUCUAAAGUGUACAUUAGAGUAGCUGUACUUCCAUCCUCGCCUGAUAGCAGCUGUCUGUUCCGCACAAGAGUCCAUCCUGCCAUGGAAACUAUUUCAUUCAACGAGAUAUUCAGAGCAGCCAUUUCCCAAGUAACGGUGCUGCAGAAGACGCUGAGGAUAGAUGUUUGUGCUGUCAGUAGAAGUCAUCGGGAAGAAUGCUUGGCUGGGACUCAGAUUAGUCUGGCAGAUUUAUCAUUUUCUAAUGAGACUUGUACUCUGUGGUACAACCUAUUGCCUUGCAAACAAAUUCCUGGCAGAAGAACCAAGGAACAAAAUGAAGAAUCUGUGUUUCUCUUAAGCAAGCAGGCAUCAGACUCGCUGGACUUGGAUGCUGUGUCAGCUCUGCUGGAGAGGACAUCUGCCGAGCUGGAAGCAGUCGAACAAGAGCUGGCUGAAGAUGAGGAAGAGGAGGAACAGGAGCAAAGAGGUUCUGAGGAAGACUGGUUAGAAAUGCUGGUGGAAGCCUCUGAUGAAAUUGUGGAUGAAGAAGAGGAUGGCAUUAAGCUGGCAAGAGAAGGCGACUGUACUGAUGACAUGGGGCUCCUCAGUGAUGCACCAGGAACAAAGGAAGACAAAGACAAAGAGAAGAGUGAUGAGGCCCACGAAAGCCAGCAAGCUACAGUGAUACUGACAAUGGUGGAUAAAGAGACUAACACAGAGGAGUCAGGCAAGGAGAAGGCAGCGGUGCGACCCAAGGACAGAGGCAGCUGGAGCUCCCGACAGCGGCCCUUUGUCAGGAGCAGCAUGAUCGUGCGCUCACAAACCUUCUCUCCAGGCGAGCGGAACCAGUACAUCUGUAGGUUGAAUCGAAGUGACAGCGACAGCUCAACAUUAGCCAAGAAGUCUCUCUUUGUGAGAAACGCCACGGAACGGCGGAGCCUAAGAGUUAAAAGGCCUGUUUGCCAACCAAUCAUGCGAAGAGCGACGCAAGAGUGCCCCGUGCGCACUUCCCUGGACUUGGAGCUGGACCUCCAGGCGUCGCGCACCAGGCAGAGUCGCCUGAACGAUGAGCUUCAGGCCUUGCGGGAUCUUAAACAGAAGCUUGAAGAAAUGAAAGGCAGGGGAGAGACAGACCUUCCCCUGUGUGUGCUAGAGGAUGAACGAUUCCAGAAACUCUUGAAACAAGCUGAAAAACAGGCUGAACAGUCAAAAGAAGAACAGAAGCAAGGUUUAAGUGCUGAGAAGUUGAUGAGGAAAGCUUCCAAGGAUGUAUGCCGGUUACGGGAGCAGAGCCAGAAAGUGCCACUGCAGGUGCAGUCAUUCAGGGAGAAGAUGGCCUACUUCACAAGAGCGAAGAUCAGCAUACCAGCCCUUCCCGUUGAUGAUGUAUAAUUAUGCGUUUGCGUUGAAGUGUUUUUCCACUUGCUCAUCUCUUUUUCAGACGAACUCUGUAGUUCCAGUGACCUGCUUUUACAGAUCCUCUAUUUUACAUUCACUGUUGCUAUGUUUAUUUGUAAAAUACAGUGAGUGGAGUUGUUGUAUGCUGAAAAAAAAAAGGCAAACAUGCCCAAGGACCGGGAAACCAAAGUAGCUGAAUUUUGGUAUACUGAUGCUGAUUUUGUACAGUUUGUAUGUAUUGCAUGUGUGUUUUUAUUUUGUAAAGAUGGAACAAAGGCAGGACUUAAGUGUGUAUCCUGUUGAACUGCACUGUGGUGAGAAAUAUAAGUUCAACGGAAGCUUGUUUAUCUUUUCACUAUUUUCUUGUGAGCAGACUGUGAAGAUGGCUGUUUGGCCAUGCAAUAUUUUUGUACAAGAGAGACUUUUAUAGUUUAAAGCUAACCGCAAGCAUAAGCUCCUUUCCAAAACAUCGAGGCUGCCUCACACCAGCUGCUAACUACAUUCAUCAGCCACAGGGAAAUCUUGUUUCCAAUAACAAAUUUCUUCUGAUUUUGUUUUUUUAAUACUUGGUAGGGAGAGACGGAGUUCAGAGUUUAGUUUUGUGAAUGUACAGUACUUUAACCUGCACUAAAAGGUUUCUUGCGUCUGUGGGGGAGAAAGGCAAGGCAGACCGGUAACCCUAAAAACUUACUAUGAGACUACCAAAAGGGGCAGCUGCUUUCUGAGCUGGAAGCUGAAUCAAAUUCAUAAUACCAACAAUGAAAUCGGAACAGUUACAGCCAUUCUACACUUAAAAAUGAGAGUUCCUCUGUGUUAAUCUUUUGUCCUAGAGGUUUCCUUACUGCCAACUAGGAACAUGUAAAAGUGUUUGUUGAGUUUACAAAUACAAAGAUGUUUCAUAAAAGUAUCCAUAGGAGGAGAGGACUCUGUCACAUGCUAAGUCGGCUAUCAGAAGGCUCGUUGCCAAGGUAAGCCCUUCCUGAGAAAGGAAAGCUCCCGACUCACAGUCUUCACAUCUUUCGGUACAAUUAAUAACACUUUUUAAAAUGCACAGUUGCCCCUGUCUGCAGCUGAGGGUGCACAGGUGCUGUGGAUACGUUCUGUUACAAGUCCCGUGCUGUGUUUGGGCAGCCCAGUCUUGGCAAGCACUUGGGCUCUCACCUUCUGUGGGUACCAUCCUAGGAGGUGGACAUUGCUCGUCACAGAAAUAUUUCAUUUUCCACUUACUAUGUUGCAUUGGGAUGUAUUUAGUUCACUGGCUAAACUUUCCUUCCUGAAGCAACGAGCCACAGAGGCGUGGACUUCAUCUUUCAAAAAGGCUAUAAUUACUUGGUGAGAAAAUGGAAGCAAAUGUCACCCCAACAUGGUAGCAGCUGUCUUAAAUUCAAAGUGACAAUUCUGUGAUGAGAGGUCUGUGUAACACCCAAGGGCUUUCUCUUAUGCACAAAUACGUCAGUUCACGUAAACAUAGAGCCCAACGUGCUAUUUUGGGCAAGAUGACUGAUUGAAGAUCCUUUAUGAACGCCCCAUUUGGUUUUGGUUUCGUGGGUUUGAGAGAACCUUCCUGUUUGAAAGGUCAAUUAAAAAUAAAAAUCUGGAAUUAUUUAAUGUAGAGGUGAAAUGAAGGUUGACAGUUUCAGCUUCUCAAUUUGAUUCUAUAAGUUGUUUGUAGAAUGAAGCUUUUAGAGGUGUACUUUAUGAUUUUUCUUUUAUUUAUUUACAGUCUUAUUUAUGUUCUGUUUAAUAUCGUUCAGUUCUGGCCAUGAAAAUAUUUGACGUUAAGGAUGCAAUUGUGAAAAAUGUUUAGAGUUGUCUAAUUGUUGCCAGAUCAGACGUUUCUCCUCCGUGUGGAGUCAUUUUUCAAGAAAAGUAUUAUUGUCCGAUCAUAAGCAUGAGGUGAGGUCAAAAUUUAAGUAUUACUGGCUUGAGCUCACAGAACUCAUUUUUAAGUGACUUGAGCACGUUCAUGCUUCUCUUCUUCCAAAUUGGUAACGUUGAACAUGGUUAUAGGCAGCUUUUAACAAUUCUAAGUUUGGAGUUGUGGGGUUUUUUGUUUUUACCAAUUCAGAUUAUUCACACUUGAAACAGUCAAUAGAAUAAGCUAAAACACGUCUAAAUAAAGCCCCAGCAGUUUAGAAUUAUAAACAUGACUCUUAAAGUGGAAUUUACCCUGCCCAGCGGGGUGUAACGAAUGUUAUGAGUUCUGCUUCCAGGUACCAAUGGCACUGCAGUCACAUAUAUCAAAAUCUAGAUAUUACUGGUACAAGAAUACUUAGCCAAAUGAGCACAGUUUAGCAGAAGUUGUAAUAGCACACAAAUCAGAUAAUUUUAAGGUUUUUGUUUUACUGUUGCUAUGUUUAUACUGUAUUAAAUAUCAAAUGCUCAGGACUGAACUGAAUAUUUAAUCAGGUUAUAUUCUGAAUGUGUUUCUGUUCUAAUUUUGUCUGUAAGAGUAUGCAAGUACAUCACAUAGAUUAACGUGUCUCUGCACUUUCCAUGUGUUUCAGUGAUUGG
Molecule: messenger RNA, 6362 nt
Organism: Colius striatus (speckled mousebird)
Lineage: Eukaryota; Metazoa; Chordata; Aves; Coliiformes; Coliidae
Gene: WWC2
Product: WW and C2 domain containing 2
Exons: 23
Coding region: 288-3842 (1184 amino acids)
Biological process (GO): cell migration; regulation of hippo signaling; negative regulation of organ growth
Cellular component (GO): cytoplasm
Molecular function (GO): kinase binding; molecular adaptor activity
Source: RefSeq, a predicted model, not a curated record